AUUCCGUUCUCUUGAGCGAGACCGUGGGCUUCUCCGUUGACCGUAGUGUCUGGAGCAGCCGCAGCUUGAGCGGUACCGUUCGUACUCCCUUGUACUUCAGCAGUUGGAGGGACAUGGUUGGCGGGGGCCAUGGCCAUACGUUGGACUCCACGCAUCACACCAGGAAUAUGGAUUACCUGACCAACCUUGAUCGUGUAGUCGGGACCCUUGACGUCCGGAUUGGCAGCCUUCAGAGUGUCGAGCGAGACACCAAACGCCUGGGAGAUCUUCCACAUAGUGUCUCCGGCUUUGACCGUAUAGUCCGUAGAAUUUGGGUUGGGUCUUUGAGCAGGCGGUGUAGACCCAUAAGCACUCUGGCCUAUGAUAUUGCCUUGGGGCGUGUACCGGCCUUUAGAUCGAUAAGAGAGGGUCAGCUGUGUCUACGACGAUGGCAAGGCGAGCUACGCCGCGCUCUACUUACCAACAACAUACGUCGCACCGUUAGACGCAACCGCCUUACCAACGCCGACAUGGGUAGUUGACGGCCAGAUCACCUGAGUAUAGUGACCAUAGCUACCGAAGUCACCAUUGGGGAUGUUCUGGCCAUGAUAUUGCGGCUUCUCGUUGAUCCAGGCGACGGCACCAUCUGUCAAAGUAGCGUGGCCUGAGCUCAUGUAUAGAUUCUC
Messenger RNA from Baudoinia panamericana UAMH 10762, 665 nucleotides. RefSeq lists its product as uncharacterized. The transcript has a single exon. The record is from RefSeq and is a predicted model, not a curated record. The coding region runs from base 114 to 521 and encodes 135 amino acids. Lineage: Eukaryota; Fungi; Ascomycota; Dothideomycetes; Mycosphaerellales; Teratosphaeriaceae.